Messenger RNA from Symbiodinium sp. CCMP2592, 489 nucleotides. The record is from the annotation of a GenBank genome assembly. Lineage: Eukaryota; Dinophyceae; Suessiales; Symbiodiniaceae.
AUGGACGCAGCCGCGGAGCAGGAACUCAUCAAGUUGCUCGACCCGGACUUGGCGGGGCUUUUGCAAUGCAAGGACGUGUCUCUGGUGAAGGCCAAACUUGCAGAAAAGACGAUGAGGACUUUGAGCCGCCUUUGGGCUACGGCCGACGGCGCCAACAGGGUGUGCGCGACUCUUGUGCUAAGUCCUUGGGUGGAUCCCGCCGUUGGUGACAAGAUGGUCGAGAUCGCAUCAGUCGUGGAGUCAUGGGAGGCGGCCCAUGCCCGCGUGGAGGCAAGAAGCAAAGCUGAGGCGGAGGCUGUAGUCGGCGGCUUGCCCAAAGCAGUGGCACGCCCGGAGCUCCGCCUUGAGGCCUCUUUCUAUACCUUGCAGGACAAGCUAGUGCUUGCCAGCGCGACACUGGAACAGCGCUUCGACACGAUCGAUCAUGGGGAGUGGCAAUACUUGUCGUCCAAACUCGAUCUCGUUAUGCCAUUCAAUAGUACGAAGUAG